Molecule: messenger RNA, 327 nt
Organism: Arctia plantaginis
Lineage: Eukaryota; Metazoa; Arthropoda; Insecta; Lepidoptera; Erebidae
Source: the annotation of a GenBank genome assembly
AUGUGUAUUAUGAAAAUGGCCUUCAGCAAGCUGACUUUGGCGCUCACCCUUUACUUAGUUGUUGUGAAUGCUCAAAGGCCCUCCUUCGCCGGACUGAGACCAAUUGGAUAUCCAGACGUAGAAACAGAUCUACUUUCCAAUAGAUUCGGUGAAGAUGAAGACUUACCGAUUGAAGCUAAAGGUGAUAGAGGUUUUAUUAAUCGAUUAAACCAACUGCCAGUUGACAACAGACCUUUUUGGUAUCUAAACUGGAAACAAUAUGAAGACUUAAGACGUAAACCCCAGAACUGGCCACAAAGACCAAAUUCUUUCAUUGGCACAAGAUAA